Gordionus sp. m RMFG-2023 is the source of this 648-nucleotide messenger RNA. RefSeq names its product piggyBac transposable element-derived protein 2-like. The record is from RefSeq and is a predicted model, not a curated record. Lineage: Eukaryota; Metazoa; Nematomorpha; Gordioida; Chordodea; Parachordodidae. Gene Ontology annotation, molecular function: sequence-specific DNA binding. The transcript has a single exon. The coding region runs from base 1 to 648 and encodes 215 amino acids.
AUGAAACGUUUUCUAACAAUUGAACAAGCGCUUGCUCAACUUUUUGAAGAGGAACCAAUUGAAGAAAGAGAUAUGGAUAUAAUUCCGCCAAACAUCUCUGCAGUUAGUGAUGAAGAAGAUUUCGAUAAAAAUGACUUAACAAAUGUCGGAGUUUUGCCUUCAGAUACAGCUGGAGAAUUGGAGAUUCAUAAUUCAGUUGAUGACGACCUUCCAGAACCAUAUUCUACAAGAAGCUAUUCUCGAAUUUCUCACAAUUUAAAAUGGAGAAAAACGGAUGCAAUAUAUUCUUCAAGCCCUUUCAAUGGAGAAAAGGAAGAUGUAAUAAAUGAAAAUGAUUUACAUGGUAAAAGUCCAUCAGAUAUAUUUUCUUUAAUUUUCGACGAAGACUUAUAUUCCCUAAUUGUAGAACAAAUUAAUAUUUAUGCUAAACAAAUGAAUAGACCUAACAUAUGCAUAACCAUCCAAGAUAUUCAGAGAUUUAUUGGAAUUCUAUUAUUUACUGGAUAUCAUUCUCUCCCACAAGAAAGAUUGUACUGGUCUAAUGACAGCGAUAUUUCUAUUCCAAUAAUCCGGGAUACAAUGACCCAAUUACAAUUUCGAAAUUUGAAAUAUAAUAUCCAUUUGGCAGACAAAAAUAGAUAUACAUGA